This is a messenger RNA of Solanum tuberosum (potato), 2634 nucleotides long. RefSeq lists its product as uncharacterized. The transcript is spliced from 4 exons. The coding region runs from base 1 to 2634 and encodes 877 amino acids. NCBI's taxonomy places the organism in Eukaryota, Viridiplantae, Streptophyta, Magnoliopsida, Solanales, Solanaceae. The record is from RefSeq and is a predicted model, not a curated record.
AUGCCCCAGUGUGCCGCCCCAGAAGGCGUUACAUUAAAAUCCAGCGUUUUCAGGGGCGAGGCAGAAUCGUCGGGUCUCAUACAGCGGACGAAUUUUAUUCCGUCUUUCGGAGAUACUUUGGAGACCCUUGAUGGGCAGACAGAUUGCUGGGCACGUUUUGAGUGCUUGUUUGUGUUAGGACUGAGCAUCCGAGGAGCUGUGCAAGCCUUCAAAGGAGAGCAGGAAGCUCGGAGAGACACUGCCAGAAAACGUGACAAGAGCAGGGUAAGGGAAUCUUCUUCCAACCCUCCUGUUGGGGGCAGGAGCCUUGGGGAAGAGGGGGAAGUUUCCGAUACCAGCCAACUCGACGAGAAGAUCCUCGGAGUUGAGGCUGGUCUGUCGGCCUUGAACAGGCGACUUACAGUUUUCGAAAACAACUUCACUACCCUCGAAACAGUCGCUAUUGAAGGCUUCGAUGAAGUGAAGAGUAACUUUGAAGAGCUUGAGGAGGUUAACAAGGAAGGACUGACCAACCUCGAACUCAAGCUCACCGAAGCCCUCUCCUCUCUUCACCGAGAGUUUGAGACUUUGAAGAGGCGGGUUGAUGAGACUGCCACUGCGGGAGUUGCUGGUCCCGUCACUGUCCGUGAGACACGGAUUGAAGCUCCUAAGCCAAAGGAGUUUCGUGGUGAAAGGAAUGCCCAAGAUGUCGAGAACUUCUUGUGGCAAAUGGAUGCUUACUUUGAGCACGUUUGCAUGGCCAGUGAAGCUGCCAAGAUUCGGACAGCAGCUAUGUACUUGAGCAACACCGCCAUGCUGUGGUGGCGGAGGAAAAAGGCAGACAUGGAGAGAGGGGUUUGUUCCAUCGACGAUUGGGAGCAAUUCAAAGGGGAGUUGAAGCGACAGUUCUACCCUCAAAACGUAGUGCAUGAGGCUCGUCGGAAGCUGAGGGAACUGAAGCAAACAUCCUCCAUUCGAGACUACGUGAAGGAGUUCACUAGACUCACUCUCCAAAUUUCGAGUUUGACAAGUGAAGACUUGCUGUUUUAUUUCUUGGACGGCCUCCAAAACUGGGCCAAACAAGAGCUCCAAAGACGACAAGUUCGUGAUGUCGACGAGGCGAUCGUAGUGGCAGAAUCACUCACUGACUUUCGGGCAGAAGCAGCGAAGGGGAGGGACAAUCGGAACAAAAAUGUUCCUCCCAAAGGGGAUAGCAGUCGGACCAAGAACAGGCCAGUUCCCAACCGAGGCAGCGACACAAGAGUUGCUGCUCAAAAACAGCAAGAACAGGCUGCAUCGCAAACUGGAGGUCCAUCCAGUGAACAAGGCGGACAGGCUAGCGGGGCUGAAAAGAAUAAGAAUGUUGCUGUUGGGAUGUUUAAUCAUAUGGCUUUAUUUAAUCAGAUGACUCUUUCUGCGUUAACUGCUCAGCCGGCUAGUAUAAGGCCGCGCGAAUCGUUGUUUGUCAAUGCCAAGUUGAAUGGCAAAGACGUUAGAAUUAUGGUAGACACCGGUGCAACUCACAAUUUUGUAACAAAGGAAAGGGCCACUGACCUUUGUUUGAAUUAUGUUGCUAGUGAUACGAUGCUGAAAACAGUCAAUGCCCUCCCCACAACUGUCCACGGAUUCGCUCCUAAAGUCCCCAUCGAUUUAGGAGGGUGGAAGGGGCUGACAGAUUUCACCAUCGCGCCCAUGGAUGUUUUUGACAUCAUCUUGGGGCUGGAUUUUUGGUAUGAAGUGAACGCGUUUAUUUCGCCGCGUCUCAGCCAAUUGCACAUCAGUGAUGCCGGAGGUUCUUGCGUGGUGCCCCUUAUUCGGGUGCCACAAAGCAGAGUGCACUUGUCCGCCAUGCAGCUUAUUAAAGGCUUCAAGAGAGGGGAACCAACCUUCCUUGCUGCCCUUGUUGGAGGCGUCGGAGACUCGAUUGGGGCAGCAGCCUUGCCUCACUGCGUCGAGCAAGUCCUUUACAAUAAUAGGGACGUGAUGCCGGAGGAACUUCCCCAACGGUUGCCACCGCGAAGGGAAGUUGAUCAUCAGAUUGAACUGAUUCCCGGGGCAAAGCCACCUGCCAUGACGCCUUAUCGUAUGGCGCCCCCAGAACUGGAAGAACUGAGGAAGCAGCUCAAGGAGUUGCUGGAAGCUGGACACAUCAGGCCUUCCAAGGCGCCAUUUGGUGCGCCUGUUCUGUUCCAAAAGAAAAAGGAAGGGACUUUGCGCUUGUGUAUUGAUUAUCGGGCCCUCAACAAGGUCACGGUGAAAAACAAGUACCCUAUUCCGUUGAUCGCAGAUUUAUUUGAUCGAUUGGGGCAGGCUAAGGUGUUCACAAAAAUGGACUUGAGGAAGGGUUACUACCAAGUCCGAAUUGCUGAAGGUGAUGAGCCAAAGACGACUUGCGUCACUCGUUAUGGUGCCUUCGAGUGGCUGGUUAUGCCGUUCGGCUUGACGAACGCUCCAGCUACGUUUUGUACAUUAAUGAACAAGCUGUUCCAUCCCUUUUUGGAUCAGUUUGUGGUCAUCUAUUUAGACGACAUUGUCGUCUAUAGCAACAGCUUAGAUGAGCAUGUUGAGCACUUGUGCAAAGUGUUCAAGGUAUUGCGUGACAACGAUUUGUGUGUGAAGCGGGAAAAAUGCAGCUUUGCCCAGGCCACUGUCUAG